This is a messenger RNA of Amaranthus tricolor (Joseph's coat), 719 nucleotides long. RefSeq lists its product as uncharacterized. Gene Ontology annotation, cellular component: TIM23 mitochondrial import inner membrane translocase complex. The record is from RefSeq and is a predicted model, not a curated record. Bases 123 to 347 code for a protein of 74 amino acids. Lineage: Eukaryota; Viridiplantae; Streptophyta; Magnoliopsida; Caryophyllales; Amaranthaceae. The transcript has 3 exons. Gene Ontology annotation, biological process: protein import into mitochondrial matrix; protein insertion into mitochondrial inner membrane.
AUAAAUAAUCGUAUUAAAAGCCCUAAAAGGUAUGUUACAUCAUCGACGAAACCAAGUGCCCUUCAUACUUCAUAGUUGAAACUAACUCAAAGAGAAGAAGACGUUGCUGAGAAUCUCAACGAAUGGCCAAAGAUAGCUGUCUUGCUAGAGUUGGUGCUGGCGUUGCCGUUGGCGGUGCAGUCGGAGGUGCCGUUGGUGCUGUUUAUGGGACUUUUGAAGCUGUCCGAAGCAAGGUUCCAGGGCUAUUAAAGAUCAGGUUCAUCGGCCAAACUACUGUCGGCAGUGCUGCAGUAUUCGGUCUCUUUCUUGGUUGCGGAAGCUUAAUACAUUGUGGAAAAUCAUAUUGAUGUUCAUUGUCCAGUUUUCUUUUUGUUUGGUCAUGGGUUGUUCCUGGAAUUUUCAGGGACAGCCUCUCAACCGAUAUGCUGUUUGCAAAAUUUGAUUUUUGCUUUGUUUUGACCCUCUGUACCCUGGGAUGUUUGCUGAUCAAGCAAAAAGAGGGACGCAAAAGUGCAAAGGAAUAAUGCUAAAUUAAUACUGAUGUUCUCUGUGUAGUCUUUUUUUUUUUUUUUUAAAUAUAUUAUUGGUAAGGAUUUUUCCUGCAACUUUUGAGGAAGCUUCAGAACUGAUCUGUUUGAAUAUGAAUUUUGGUUUACUUUAACCCGUUGUAUUCUGGAAUGUUUGAUGAUCAAGAUAAAAGAGAAACACAAAUUACACAA